AUUGCCACAUUAGCCAAUACAUCCGAAAGCUUGGUGUUUAUAAUACUCUCGUUACUCGUCAUUCACUUGUGGUUUAUUAUAAAGGAAUCAAACCCAAUUUUUAAUACCGAAGAGAGGAGUCGUAAAAUUGAAAUUUCAUUGGCAGUUCCGUCUUCAAGAACGGUGAGCACGAGUGAUUUCCCGAUCACCGAAAACGUUUUAUUUUCCAGUGACACUGAUGACACAAAUGAACCUGUUACAAAUAUCGAAAGUGAAGAGGCAAUACGAUCCGAAGAAAGAGAAAUGAGGAGAAUAGAGUCGGAAAAUGCAGAAAGAACGCCAGGUAAUAGACAUUUCAGAAAUGUGAUAUUGGAAUUUUUGACUGUGAUGGAUUUAUUGCGGGAUGUUGUGGAGGCUUUUAUAACUUCUUGUUUGCGCGUUGUAGACGACGUGCUGACGAGAAUGUAUAAUUUCUUACCAAAUGAAGCUUAUAAAACUUUUCUGGUUUAA
This is a messenger RNA of Acaulospora colombiana, 489 nucleotides long. The record is from the annotation of a GenBank genome assembly. NCBI's taxonomy places the organism in Eukaryota, Fungi, Glomeromycota, Glomeromycetes, Diversisporales, Acaulosporaceae.